Messenger RNA from Wallemia mellicola CBS 633.66, 1898 nucleotides. RefSeq lists its product as hypothetical. Gene Ontology annotation, cellular component: Mis6-Sim4 complex; kinetochore. NCBI's taxonomy places the organism in Eukaryota, Fungi, Basidiomycota, Wallemiomycetes, Wallemiales, Wallemiaceae. Bases 1 to 1893 code for a protein of 630 amino acids. The transcript has 2 exons. The record is from RefSeq and is a predicted model, not a curated record.
AUGUCAUCAAAGCAUUCUGAAAAUACUUCAAAUACUCGUUUAGAGAAUGAAUUACGCGUUUUAUUAGAAAAGAAAUCAUCUCUAAAAUCUAAAUUAAACGAUAAAAUAUCCUUAGAAGAUCAAAUACUGAAAUCGUUAUCAACUUCGUCUGAAAACAUCGCGAAAUCUCAAACUCUUCAUUGCUUUAGAUCUUUAGGUUUAUCUGCUUUCGAUAUUGACCUCACUAGAGGUAGAUGGGAACGAAGUAGGACUGAUAUUCUCAAACGCGGUCUUGCUAUCAGAAUAGAGACUUUCCUUUUCGAUAAAUUUUGGGAGCCUUACUAUGUAAUAUUAGCAAAAUCACAAGAUAGUGAUCUUAUACGCGUAGCGCAUCACACUAUACCACAUUUUAUCGACUUGCAACCACUCGGGGAUGCAUACCUUGGUUGGUCACCUCCAGAUAGCUCAGUUUAUGAAAUUACACCCCGUAUUAUCAACCCUUUCCGCUUCGUCAGUGAACUUCAACGCGCUUUAGUUGCCUACAUAGGCAGAAGAGAGAAGGUGAAGGAACUACAAGAUUAUGUGGAUGCUUGUUCGAGUGUCAAUAAUAUGAAAUUGACAGCCAACGACGGCUAUCGCAGCCUUGAUAUCGUUUGGGAAAUUGGCGAAGUAGAUAUACGCACCAAAAUUAUGCCUAAUGAAGAAUAUACUGAUAGAAGUUACAAGAGAUACUUUAGACUUUUAAUAGAGUAUGAGCUCUUCUCCUAUGAGCUCUACUUCAACAUUGGAUGGCCAUUAGACUUCGCAAGUGGAGGAGGAUUAGAAUUUAUUGGAGGAGAUGUGACGAUGGAACUGAUUAUAGACAAGCUACCAUCUGAUAGUCUACUUGGCCACCAAUCUGCUCAUCAGUUUAGACAAUUCCAACCGCAACUGCUUAGGCAUUGUUUUAUGAGACAUCGUGAAAAUAAGCAAGAGCUACUCGCUAAACAAAAAGUGCAGCUAGCUUACGAACAACACCAAACAUAUAAUGAUAUACCAGACAUUAUAGAGAGACUCAAUGGAGCUAUAUCUGACGGUGACCUACUCGAGAAACGAACACCAAAAGAAAUUACAAUCAAUGCUGAAGUUGAACCAGCUGAAGUUGCAGAAAGCAGUGAAUCUGAACUAGAAGAUGAAGAUCUCCUUCCACUUGCCGCCAGGACUCAAUAUGUACAAAAUAUUGUACAUUCCCCAGAGCCAGAAGGACAAGAGUUGUCGCCAGAACGCUUAGCACGGUUAGAAAGAUUAGAACGAAAGGAUAUGUCAGCACGAGUUGAGCGAGUUGAGCGAGUUGAGCGGGUAGAUUCAGAAGAGCCAGACGAGCCAGAGUCAUCAGAGCACUUAAAGAGAUUAAGAAGAUUACGGCGAUCACAACAAGAAGAGGGUGACGAGCGAUCAGUGUCGCAAGAAAUGACAACUGAGGAGAAAGAGGAGGCAAUGAUGAAAAAACGUCGAGCUGAAGCCAGACUUAAUAAGAGGCAACUUGAAACUGAAGGUCAACAUUUGAGGAGGGAGGGUGAUGUCACGGUAUCGUCGAGACGCUCAAGUCAAAGACUAUCUGGUGAUUAUGCGUCUGAUACCACUAGUCUUAUUGCCUUCCAGGAGGGAAUUGCGAAGGAUGCGAUUGGAGAUGCUCGCAAAGCGAGAGAGAACGCCUUAGGUGAAUUGAGAAAGUCAACAAUGAGGAAAAAGAAGGCAGAUGAUCAAGGUGGACCGUCAAAGACUAAAAAAAAGAGAACUGAACGGGUGCGAUCAUCGAGAGAAGAGAGAGAACAGUCGGAUGAGCAGUCGGAAGUUCAACAGGAAGAAGAACAUGCAGAUUCAACACCGACACCAUCACAAAGAACUAAAAGCACAGACACACCAUCAGAGUAAACAAA